Nematolebias whitei (Rio pearlfish) is the source of this 3710-nucleotide messenger RNA. RefSeq names its product WASH complex subunit 5 (gene washc5). Gene Ontology annotation, biological process: endosome fission; endosome organization; regulation of actin nucleation. The coding region runs from base 1 to 3480 and encodes 1159 amino acids. Gene Ontology annotation, cellular component: WASH complex; endosome. Lineage: Eukaryota; Metazoa; Chordata; Actinopteri; Cyprinodontiformes; Rivulidae. The record is from RefSeq and is a predicted model, not a curated record. The transcript is spliced from 28 exons.
AUGGUGGACUUCCUGGCCGACAACAACCAGUGUGGCCAGGCCAUCCUCAGGAUAGUCUCCAGAGGGAACGCCAUCAUUGCAGAGCUCCUGCGGCUCUCUGACUUCAUCCCACCAGUUUUUAGGCUCAAGGACAAAAGUGACCAGCAGAAAUAUGGAGACAUAAUCUGCGACUUCAGCUACUUUAAGGGCCCGGAGUACUGUGAGGGGAAGCUGGAGGCCAAAGCAGAGCUUCAGGACCUGGACGAAGAGUUCAGAGAGAACAACACUGAGAUCCUGUCCAGGUUCUAUCUGGCCUUUGAGAGCGUCCACAAAUAUAUAGUGGAUCUGAACAGAUAUUUAGAUGACCUCAACGAGGGAGUUUAUAUUCAGCAGACCUUAGAAACUGUGCUUCUAAAUGAGGACGGCAAACAACUCCUCUGUGAGGCUCUUUACCUGUACGGAGUCAUGCUGUUGGUUAUCGACCAGAAAAUCGAAGGAGAGGUCAGAGAGAGGAUGCUUGUCUCCUAUUACAGAUACAGUGCUGCUCGUUCAUCAGCUGACUCCAAUCUGGACGACAUUUGUAAGCUCCUGCGCAGCACCGGCUACUCCAGCCAGCCUGGCGCUAAACGUCCCGCCAACUAUCCAGACAGCUACUUCCAGAGGGUUCCCAUCAACGCCACGUUCAUCAGCAUGGUCAUCGGGAGGCUCCGCUCAGACGACAUCUACAAUCAAGUGUCUGCCUACCCUCUACCUGAGCAUCGAAGCACGGCGCUGGCCAACCAGGCGGCCAUGCUCUACGUGUGCCUGUUCUUCAGCCCCUCCAUCCUGCACACCCAGCAGGCCAAGAUGAGGGAAAUAGUAGACAAGUACUUCCCUGAUAACUGGGUCAUCAGUGUCUACAUGGGCAUCACGGUGAAUCUGGUGGAGGCCUGGGAACCAUACAAAGCUGCUAAGACGGCUCUGAACUACACCCUGGACUCCGCUAACAUCAAAGAACAGGCUGCUCGGUACGCAGCCGGUUUGGAGAGCCAGAGGCCUCAGAUGCAGCAGCUACUGAAGGAAGGGUUCCUCAGGGAGGAAAUCAUCCUGGACAACAUCCCCAAACUGCUCAACUGUCUGAGGGACGGCAAUGUUGCUAUCCGCUGGCUGAUGCUGCACUCUGCAGAGUCUGCCUACGACCCGAACAACAAGCGGCUGCGUCAGAUCAAAGACCAAGUUCUCAAUGACUCUAAGUACAAGCCCAAGAUGCUGUUCCAGCUGCUGCUGGACACUGCUCAGUUUGAGUUCACACUCAAAGAGAUGUUCAAGCAGAUGCUCUCAGAGAAGCAGCUCAAAUGGGAGAGCUACAAGAAAGAGGGAUCUGAGAGAAUGACUGAGCUGGCUGAGGUCUUCUCCGGCGUCAAACCUCUUACCAGGGUGGAGAAAAACGAGAACUUGCAGGCGUGGUUCAGGGAAAUCUCCAAGCAGAUCGAGUCUUUGAACUACGAGGACUCCACGGCUGCUGGGAGGAAGACGGUGCAGCUGAUACACGCUCUUGUUGAGGUGCAGGAGUUUCACCAGCUGGAGUCGAACCUGCAGGUGUGCCAGUUUUUGGCUGACACCAGGAAGUUCCUGCACCAGAUGAUCCGCACCAUCAACAUCAAAGAGGAGGUCCUGAUCACCAUGCAGAUAGUUGGAGAUCUGUCCUACGCAUGGCAGAUCAUUGACAGCUUCACAGCCAUCAUGCAGGAGAGCAUCAGAAACAACCCAUCCAUGGUCACAAAACUUAGAGCCACAUUCUUGAAGCUGGCGUCUGCGUUGGAUCUUCCGUUGCUGCGUAUCAACCAGGCCAACAGCGCCGACCUGCUGAGCGUUUCGCAGUUCUACUCUGGAGAGCUGGUGGCGUAUGUCAGAAAGGUGCUUCAGAUUAUCCCAGAGAGCAUGUUCACCUCUCUGGCCAAAAUCAUCAAACUUCAGAUCCACGACAUCAUCGAGGUGCCCACACGGCUGGAUAAGGACAAGCUGAAGGAUUACUCCCAGCUGAACGCUCGCUAUGAAGUGGCAAAACUCACUCAUGACAUCUCCAUUUUCACUGAGGGCAUCUUGAUGAUGAAGACAACUCUAGUCGGGAUCAUUGAAGUGGAUCCUAAGCAGCUUCUGGAGGAUGGCAUCAGGAAGGAGCUGGUGAAGAGGGUGGCGCUUGCUUUGCACAAAGGCUUAACUUUCAACUCAAAGGUUAAGCCCAGUGAACUUAUGCCCAAGUUGAAGGAGAUGGCUGCCACCAUGGACGGAUUUUACAGGUCGUUCGAGUACAUCCAGGACUAUGUCAGCAUCUAUGGCCUAAAAAUCUGGCAGGAGGAAGUGUCUCGCAUCAUCAACUACAAUGUGGAGCAAGAGUGCAACUGUUUCCUCAGGACAAAGAUCCAGGACUGGCAGAGUGUGCACCAGUCCACACACAUACCAAUUCCAAAGUUCGCCCCCAUGGAUGAGUCUGCUACCUUCAUCGGUCGUCUCUGCAGAGAGAUUUUAAGAAUUACUGAUUCCAAGGCAACAUGCUACAUCGACCAACUGAACACCUGGUACGACUUGAAGAGCCACCAGGAGGUGACCAACAACAGGCUGUUCUCUGAGAUCCAGAACACGCUGGGUACCUUUGGUCUCAAUGGACUGGACCGGCUGCUCUGCUUCAUGAUUGUCAAGGAACUUCAGAACUUCCUGAUGAUGCUUCAGAAGACCAUCCUGAAAGACAAAGCAGUGGUGGAUGUCUUCAGAAUCCUGCUGGCUGCUGUCAAUCCAGUCCAAGGCAUUGUGGCUAAUGCCAACAAAGUGUAUGCUAAUGCUGUUGCCAAGUCUCAUAAGAUCUGGGGUUCAUACCUGGAGGCCAUUAUGAAGGUUGGUCAGAUGCAGAUUCUCAGACAGCAGAUUGCUAACGAGCUGAACUACUCCUGCAAGUUUGACUCCAAACAUCUGGCUGCUGCCCUGGAAAACCUCAACAAGUCUCUUCUAGCAGACAUUGAAGCCCACUACCAAGACCCGACUCUGCCGUACCCUAAAGAGGACAACACUCUGCUGUACGAGAUCACUGCAUACCUAGAGGCUGCUGGGAUUCACAACCCGCUUAAUAAGAUCUACAUCACAACAAAGCGUCUCCCGUACUUCCCAAUCAUCAACUUCCUGUUUGUCAUCGCCCAGCUGCCUAAGCUUCAGUACAGCAAAAACCAAGGAAUGACAUGCAGGAAAGCCACAGACCCAGUAGACUGGCUUCCUCUGAUGCUUGGUAUGCUCACCCUGCUCAAACAGUUCCACUCCAGAUAUACACAUCAGUUCCUGGCUCUCAUUGGUCAGUUCAUCCGCUCCAUCAUGGACCAGUGCACGAGCCAGAAAAUCCCUGACAUGCCGUCAGAUGUGGUGGGAGCUCUGAUGUUCCUUGAAGAUUAUGUGAAGUACACAAAACUCUCACGAAAGGUGGUUGAAGCUCAUGUGCCCAGUUUCAUUUUUGAUGAGUUUAGAACAAUAUUGUAAUGAUCUGGAAGGAGCAGUUUCACCUGAAAAUGUUGCUCUUGUUGCCAACAGAUGUUUCUUUACUGUAAAUGUUUUUCCUUUUAUCAGUGGAGAAAGCGCACAUCUCUAGUAAAAUAAAUAUUUAGUCUAUUCAAGCAUUACAGCGAUCAUCUAUGGUGUCCUUGUAUCUUGUAUUUUUAUCUGUAAUUUUCAUACAGUAACAGUUCAAAUGCUGAGGAAUUUCUCUUUUU